Messenger RNA from Owenia fusiformis, 1862 nucleotides. NCBI's taxonomy places the organism in Eukaryota, Metazoa, Annelida, Polychaeta, Sabellida, Oweniidae. The record is from the annotation of a GenBank genome assembly.
CGCAAAAGUAAUUGUCCUUGCAUCGACUACCGGCGUCAGAAAUCGUGGGAAAUUGCAUAGUUAUGGCCUUGUUUCGCGUUAUUAAACCUCAAGUACUUCAACAAUUAAAGAAAUCUCUUGGCAGUACAUCAUGUCUUCAGAACAGACAGGCCUCAAGCUCAACCGAUCUGAAAGAAAAUUUAGCGAGAUUGAUCCCCGAAAAACAGGCUCUCAUUAAAGAAUUUCGAGGAAAGCAUGGCAACACCAAAGUUGGCGAGAUUACAGUUGACAUGAUCUAUGGUGGUAUGAGGUCGAUGAAGUCCAUGGUUACAGAAACAUCUGUACUAGACCCAGAGGAGGGCAUCAGAUUCAGGGGAUACAGUAUCCCAGAAUGCCAACAGCUGCUCCCUAAGGCUCCUGGGGGAGAUGAACCUCUCCCUGAGAGUCUAUUCUGGCUCCUAUGCACCGGUGAAAUUCCCACUGAAGACCAAGUCAAAGCUAUUUCAAAGGAAUGGGCCAAUAGAGCUGACCUUCCACAACAUGUAGUUGCCAUGUUAAACAACUUCCCAAACAAUGUACAUCCCAUGGCCCAGUUCAGUGCAGCCAUCACAGCCAUGAACAGCGAGAGCAAGUUUGCAAAGGGGUAUGCCUCUGGUACUAUGAAGAAAGCAGACUACUGGGAGAAAGUGUAUGAAGAUUCAAUGGACUUGAUUGCCAAACUUCCCACAGUGGCUGCAACAAUUUACUGCAACCUGUAUAAAGAUGGCAAAAUUGGGGCUAUUGACCAAGACACGGAUUGGUCAGCCAACUUUGUAAAUAUGCUAGGAUAUGAUAACCCACAAUUCACAGAGCUCAUGAGACUAUAUUUAACCAUACACAGUGAUCAUGAAGGUGGCAAUGUCAGUGCCCAUACAUGUCAUCUUGUGGGUAGUGCUCUCUCUGACCCUUAUCUCAGUUUUGCAGCAGCUAUGAAUGGUCUCGCUGGACCACUCCAUGGCUUGGCCAACCAGGAAGUACUUGUGUGGUUGACUCGACUAAUGGAAGAUAUUGGAGAAGUAACAACAGAACAGAUGAAAGAAUAUGUCUGGAACACUCUGAAAAAUGGCCAAGUAGUUCCUGGAUACGGACAUGCUGUCCUGCGUAAAACAGAUCCUCGUUACACCUGUCAGCGAGAGUUUGCAUUGAAACAUCUACCUGAUGAUCCUAUGUUCAAACUGGUCUCACAGCUCUAUGAAGUUGUACCUGAUAUUCUUCUUGAAUUGGGCAAAGCAAAGAACCCAUGGCCAAAUGUAGAUGCUCAUAGUGGUGUUCUAUUACAGUACUACGGUAUGACAGAGAUGAGCUACUACACAGUAUUGUUUGGAGUUUCUCGCGCACUGGGCUGUCUCAGUUCCCUUAUCUGGAGCAGAGCCUUAGGUUUCCCCUUGGAGAGACCCAAGUCUAUGAGCACAGAAGGACUCAUAAAAUUAGUGGGAUCAACAAAGUAAACUGGAAAAAAUAGGCUAGGAAAUUGUAUUAUAGUGAACUUUGAAUUUGGAGUUAUAUGACUAUUGGCUAUUGGCUAGUGAUUUUUUAAAUGUGAAUAUUUUAUUGUUAUGCUUUUCAUUUCAUUCGAGAAUUAUGCUAAUAAGGUUGAAAUGUGUAAAUACUAAAUAGCAUGCAUAGGUAUUUAUUGUCGCUUCACACUUGGAGCAAUUUUAAAAUGAUGGUUUGCAACUUACAAUUACAAAAUCACUAGCCACUUAAAAUGGAAAAUAUAGUUUUAUGCGUACUCGAUACUAUUGCACACACGUCUCCACAAGAAUUGGAUAUGCCGGUAGUCAUUUCAGUCUGCACGGCAUUGUACUCAUCAUACCAUAUAAUAUACAGGGUGGUCCAAAAAA